AUCUGCUGCGGGUCAGUAAUCAGUGUAGGGGCUUUUGUUGGUAUAGGCAGUGAUCUCCUUGACCUUCAGUGGAGGGGAAAGUAUAAAAACCAAAGCAGUUUGCUUGGGCAACUCUUUGAGCCCCCGUUGAAUUUCUUCAUUUCUGAGAAAAACGCUUUUUGGGGAAAUUUUGUGGCAAAAUGGCAACUUUAAAUGAAAAGAAGACCUGCAGUGAACGGAUGGAAAAUUUCCGCCGUUUUGUCUGGAAUCCAGAAACGAAGCUGUUUAUGGGAAGGACCUUGAUUAACUGGGUGUGGAUCAGCCUGUACUACCUGGCCUUCUACGUGGUGAUGACCGGGAUCUUUGCCCUCUCCAUAUACUCUCUAAUGAGGACGGUGAAUCCCUACGAGCCAGAUUACCAAGACCAGCUCAAGUCCCCAGGUGUAACGUUACGACCAGAUGUGUAUGGACACAGAGGGCUGCAAAUCUACUACAAUGCAUCUGACAACAAGACCUGGGAGGGGCUGGUGACAAUGCUCCAGACGUUUCUGACAGCAUAUAGCCCAGCUGCUCAGCAUCUGAACAUCAACUGCACAAGCAACACAUACUUCAUCCAGAACACCUUUGAUGGUCCAAAUAACACAAAACUGUCCUGCAAGUUUACAUCAGAUAUGCUUCAAAACUGCUCUGGCAUCACAGAUCCCACUUUUGGAUUUCCAGAAGGAAAACCUUGCUUUAUUGUAAAGAUGAACAGGAUUAUCAAAUUUUAUCCUGGCAACGGCACCGCACCAAGAGUGGACUGCACCUAUGUAGGUGAUGAGUCCCGCCCACUGGAGGUAGAAUACUACCCGGUGAAUGGCACCUUCAACCUGCACUACUUCCCCUACUAUGGAAAGAAGGCACAGCCCACUUACAGUAAUCCUUUGGUAGCAGUGAAAUUUCUCAACAUUACAAAGAAUGUAGAAGUCAAGAUAGUGUGCAAAAUCAUUGGAGCCGGGAUUACCUUUGAUAACGUUCAUGACCCCUAUGAAGGCAAAGUAGAAUUUAAAUUGAAAAUAGAGGACUGAGGAGCGAGAGACACUUCUGAAAAGCGUAUGUGAAGAAUGACUUACCUGUUGUCACAUUGACUGAUAUUUAUUUUCUAUGAUUGCCAUAUGAAUGUACUCAAAUUACAGUGAGAGUAGACAUUUUCUACUGAGAGGUAACCCAUAUAACUAAAAACCAGUACAUCACUCAGCGUGCGAAGGAGAUGGGAAUUAUCCCCACUGUACACAGCCUAGUGUUCCGUGGCUACACUGUGCUUAAACCUCUAUGCAAAUCCUUGUACAAAACAUGUCUUCUAACCCAAGCAGGUGUGCUUUCCAAGAAAAGGAAGCAUGGGAUCAAAGCAUUGUUUUUCGUCAUUUUUCAAACUCUAAUACAUAAUUGAUGUAUAAUACUGAAUAUUGGAUAUUGUAGAAGCAGUAGCUAGAAAAAUAAGUAGCUUGAUAUACUCUGAGAUAAUACCCUUCUCAAUCUGCCUUGUACAGGAUGUUUAAAUUGUAAAGGGACAGUCUUUGUUUAUCUGCAUGCCAAUGCAUUGCUUUGUGUAUCAGCCAACUGAGUGACUUCAGUUGACAGAUCAAUAACUGCAAGAGAAGAACUUUAAAGCGGCCUGUAGCUUUUCUAAUACCUAGCACCUGUGAUUUCUUUCUAACAAUAAAAACACUUUUUUGGUUGGUUGGUUGGUUGGUUGGUUGGUUGGUUGUGGGGGUUUUUUGUUUUGUUCUUCCCCCCAAAAAAGAACUGCCAUAUAAAGCAAUGAGUUGUGGGUUACCUGGAAUAAUCUGGAAAAAUGAAAACGUUAAGCUAAAACAUUAAAUGAAUCUAAACUUUGAGAGGUCCAGCCCUCCCACAAACAUGCUGUGUCUGUACAGUAUGUUCAUCUUAGAUGAACUGGCCUCACUUAACAAUGUUCUAAGUACUCCUACUCCAACUCUCUAAUUCCUUUUAUAUGUAUAUAUACACAUACAUAUACGCACACAAGUACACAUACACACAUAUAAAAAAUGCACGUACAUUCAGUCACAGUAUUAGAGACAAUUGGUUCACCAACCAGUACAAAUGAAAAAAGCCUGUCAGACUUCACGAACUUUUCUUUGACCAACACAAUGAAGCAGUGCAUUUCACAACUAAAUACCAUAUAAGAAAAACAGAUUCCUUUAGUUAGAGUUUAACUGGAUGCAGACUACUGAGACACUAGAAAGAAAAGGCAGCUGGGCCAUGUCCUCAGAGCAGAGGGAUGGGCCAUCCUUUUUCCUAUCAGCUGUGCAACGGAGACACCAGACAGGGAAAAAGGCAGAUAAUAACAUGACAUGAAACUAGUGUUAACCAACUGCAUUAUUUUAUCUAUAUCCAAUUUUUUUUUUUAAAUCCAUUAACUUUUAGUUUCCAGACUUUUCUCUCAAAGGUAUUAAAUCUCAUGAACCAUGAAGGUUAGAAAAGAUCUUUCAGAUCACAGAAUCACAGAAACAACAAGGUUGGAAAAGACCUAUAAGAUCAUCCAGUCCAACCAUCCACCUAUCACACCUAUCAACACAACAUCCAAACGUUCCUUGAACACCUCCAGGAACAGCGAUGGCACCAGCUCCCUGGGAAGCCUAAGCCACUGCGUCACCACUCCUUCUGAGAAGAUAUUUUUCCUAAUAUCCAACCAGAACCUCCUCUGAAGAUGAGAUGCAUCUUCCCGCAGCAUCCAUUGACAAACAUUUGUAUAACUGCCAAUCCCGUAGUUGAAGCAUUAAGUCUAAUACUAAAAGUCACACUCAAAUAUUAACAGGGAAGAAAAAUAUCAAUACAAGCUCUUCAAUGCUUAAAGGAGGCUCCUUGCUAUGACUAUCAGCAAAUUAAAACAUUUGCCUUCCAGCUUUCACAGCUGCUAAGUACUGUAUAUAAAGUCUUUGCUUAAUGGUUUCACACAAGGACCACAGUGUCACAGCAGUUGCCCUUGGGAAUUCCACCUCAUCAUUUUAUGCAACUGUUUUUCAUCUCUUUCAAGUAAUAAAAGACUGAUACUGACCAACCUGCAGCAAAUAAAGGUA
Meleagris gallopavo (turkey) is the source of this 3059-nucleotide messenger RNA. It is a transcript of the gene ATP4B, whose product is annotated as ATPase H+/K+ transporting subunit beta. Lineage: Eukaryota; Metazoa; Chordata; Aves; Galliformes; Phasianidae. Gene Ontology annotation, biological process: potassium ion import across plasma membrane; intracellular sodium ion homeostasis; intracellular potassium ion homeostasis. Gene Ontology annotation, cellular component: sodium:potassium-exchanging ATPase complex. The record is from RefSeq and is a predicted model, not a curated record. Gene Ontology annotation, molecular function: ATPase activator activity.